Messenger RNA from Epinephelus moara (kelp grouper), 4823 nucleotides. RefSeq names its product thioredoxin domain containing 11 (gene txndc11). NCBI's taxonomy places the organism in Eukaryota, Metazoa, Chordata, Actinopteri, Perciformes, Serranidae. The coding region runs from base 144 to 2744 and encodes 866 amino acids. The record is from RefSeq and is a predicted model, not a curated record. The transcript is spliced from 14 exons.
CACCAACAGCACCGAUGCCCAAUCCAGGUUAGCUCCGUCCCCCCUGUCGAACCAGUCCUCCCCGCCCCCCCCGUUAGGCAAAUGGACGCGUUGAGCAGUGGCUGGGGCGUAUAAAUGGGACGGAGAGCCGACGACAGCCUGUAAUGCUGCGCCGGGUGCGGCAGUCUCUCCGCCGGCAGGUGCUGUUUCUGAUGGCCCGGAGACCGGCUCUACUCUGCGGGGCUGUGGUGCUCGGCGUCCUGCUCAUACUGGCCGUCAAGUUCACAUGCAGUCGUGCUAAGAAUGUUGUGGCAGCAGCUCGGCCUCCAGUGCGGUUCUUCUCUGCCGACGCCCCGGUAGUGGACCUCUACUUGGGUCAGCUAGACCAGGUGGAGCGUCUUAGGAGUGUAGCGGAGGUAUCUCUCAUCUUCUUCUAUGCACCGUGGUGUGCUCACUCGAUGGCUGCCCGUCAAGAAGUGCAGCAAGUGGCUAAGAAGCUGGCCAAACAGGUGCAGUUCGUGGCCGUGAACUGCUGGUGGAAUCAUGGGAAAUGCAGGAAGCAAAACCGCUUCUAUCAGUACCCCAUCAUCCAUUUGUUUUAUAGAAGAUUUGGGCCUAUAGAGUACAAGGGUCCGUUUGUGGCUCCAUAUGUGGAAAGUUUUAUCCUCAGAGUCAUCACACCACUCACUUACCUCCCAUCGAGAGCCACGCUCGAAGAGUUCCUCUCCUAUCACGAGCCUCGAGUGGUGGGUUUCUUCCAGUUUAACUCCUCUCCUCAGCCGCCGGGGUACAUCACGUACCUUUCCUCUGCCCUGCAGGCCUUAAAAAGAGAUUUCCGUGGUGUUAUACGUUUCGGGGUUGUGACCAACAAACAGGUGGCAGAGGCCAUCUCAGUAGAAGACGAUGAAACAGUUUACCUUUACAGAAGAUUUAACUCCUCUUUGAUCUUCCCUCGAAGGGAACGUAACUUCACAUCAGAGGCCAUCUGUAAGUGGGUGUUUGAACACCAUGAAACCGUCCUCCAGUGGCUGCAGCCUCCAGGAACAAAGUCCCGCCUCCUGGAAUAUGAGCUAACUAAAGGUCCGGCACUGCUGCUCUUCCUGCCGCACAAUCCACUUGGGUCCAAGCCGAGCCCUGUACUACAGCAGGUUGCAGACAUUGCUGUGCGUUAUCAUUCCUGUGACAACAACAACCACUCCAGCUUGGACAAAAGUUUCACCACCCACUCGCCAUGCUGCCAGUCGGUUCUUCUCCCAGAGUCCAGUACAAAUGUGUGUGAGGUGUGCCUCAGUUUGUCACGAUCGAGCCUGACCAGCUCCUCUGUGCGCUGCUCUUUCUCCUCCACGACUCACGGAGGAGACAUGUUGCAGUUUUAUCUCAGACACUGCUGCCUACACCGACUGCUUGCUGUGUCCAUAAACACCACAACCUCAGCGGGCUGUAGCAACUUUCUGAACAGCUACAGCCCCUUUAGUCAAUACAGUGCCUGCUGCAGAAAAGUUGAACCUCAGCUCAAUGAAUCACAAGCCAAAGAGGAGUCAGACAUGCAAAGAGUUCCCCUUACACCUCCUCCUCCUUCGUCCAUCCCUCCAUCCUCUGCCCCUCAGCAGGGAGGAGAUGGCAUCACAGGUCUCCGGUGCCAGACCAACAGGACGCUCAGGUUUUAUGUGCUGGAUCUUGCUCUGAACUGGCCUCUGGCAGUGAGGCUCGGAGCAACAGGCAACAGAAGUGCUUCUCUUUACCAGGAGCAUGGUGUACAAAGCGAUGGGUCGUUUGCAGCUAUCGUGAACCUGAAGGAUGAGGUUCAUUACGUUCUCCACCGCAGCCCGGCAGCCACGUUGACAGAGUCUCUUGAGGCCUUCAUCAGGAACUUCAGUGCUCCAUACAGCCUCUUGCAGAGACACUUAGUGGGAGAAGAAGACAGGAGAGGAGGAGACGAGGAAACCAGGCAUCCAGACACAAACCAGCACUCGCCUCCACGCCUCCUCAUCACAGAACUGACCACCUCCUCCUUCCUGCCCUCCGUCAUGGACCUCGAAAAGGAUGUUCUGCUGUUCUACUACACUCAGUGGUGUGGAUUUUGCUCUGUUCUCAACCACAUCAUCAUCCAGCUGGCCAGAUUAUUACAGGGAAACAGCACCAUCACUGUGGCCAGGGUGAAUGUUGCGCGUAAUGAUCUUCCAUGGGAGUUCAUGGUGGAUCAUGUUCCCGCUAUUCUUCUGUUUCCCAAAUACAGAAAACAUUUUAGCGUGAAGUUUCCUGAUGACCUGCCCAUCACGUUACCCAACCUCCUUCGCUUCAUCCUGCAGCACUCUGGCUCUGUACAACAUGCAGACAAACCAGUGCCAGCGUCUAGUGAGGCGGAGAGUGCAGGACCCGGUGCUGUCCUCCGUGCAGAGUUUCUGGCACUCCAGCAAGAGGUUCAAGUGCUGCGUCAAGCCCGCAAACGUCUCUCCGAACAGCUGGCACAGCUGUGGCGCGACAACCGCCGACUGACAUUUGACACUCUAAGCUUAGAAGCCCAGAACACAGAGCUGCAGCGAGAGAGGCAAAGCUUAGAGGAGCAGUACCGGGAGAAAAGCCGGCAGCUCGGGGAGGCGGUGAGACGGCUGCAGGAGCUUGCAGACACUGCUGAAAACCUGCUGAAUGAGAACACAUUGCUCAGGGUCCUGCUGAGGGCACUGAAGGACAGGACGGAGGCUCAAGAGCAGGUAGAGGUGGAGAAACAAGAGCCAGAACAGAAAAGAAGCCAUAUGGCCUCCUGACCACGAGUCUGUAGGGAAUCCUGAGAGAGAUGCAGAGAAGAGGAGGAGAGAGGAAAGAGGGCCAGGAAACAAAGACGGACUGAAAUGGAUGAGUAAAAAAAGAUGCGAUUAGACCUGAGACUGAAUGACGACGUCAUGCAUGACCCAAGGGGAAACAUGACUUGAUCAUUUGUCAUGGUAGAGGGAAAAUGAAGAUGACUGAUGAUUACUGUCAGAAGAAAAACUAAGACUGCUGCUACGUCAGGACAGAAGAAGGAAACACUUAAAACAAGAUAGAUAAGUGGCUGUGUUUGUUACAGACAGACUACUCCAAGGUGCCGUCAUGACUGUGGGCUUAUCCACUCUUAGGAACACACUAGUGUGGGAAUUCAGUGCCAACUGUGCUUGCAAAAAUGAAAUUCCUGUAAAGGGUGAUGACGUAAUCCGAGUUAAACGUAUUACACAGACCCUGCAGCCCAAUUCUCUACCUUACCUGCAUUGCUAUUAAUUCUCAAAUGAUAGCCAAUCAAUGGCCAGCCCAAACAAGUAAAAGGAAUACUUCACACAUCUAUUUCCAAAUAGGUGCGUGGGAGAGGGACAAGAAGAAUUUGUAGGAAAGACUCCUGCACACUGUCUAACUUGCAAAAAUGAUGAUUUUAAUGCUGCAAUGUUUCAGUGACUAGACCUUCAUCAGGCAAAAAAAAGGUCACAGUCUUUAUCCCCAGGGUAAUGAAGGUCUAGUCCCCGAAACAUCGCAGCAUUGUGCGGGAGUCUUUUCUACAAGUUUUGUUUAGCCCAAACUAGUAAAAGAAACAGGAAGUUCAAAUCACCUGUAGCUCACUACAACAGCUCACAUGCUAAAUUCAGUAUAACUCACUAAUUCCAUCAGUACAACAACCGAGUCGUGAAAACUCACCACUCUGCUGCUUCCAGUUUCUCCUUAUAUUAACAUAAAUAUUGUUUUCAUACUCUGAUUAAUUACAGUUGUUCCUUCUUUGCUGUAUUCCUGAUCGAUGUGAAGCUAGUAACUCAACACUGCCUGAUGUUUUCACACUAAAAGCCUACCUAUCAAAGGACGGAUGCUGGAAGAAGUUUGAGUUAUGCUAGCUUCACAUCAUUCAGGGACGGGGGAGGCAAAGUAGAAAGCCUGUUAUGACUAGCUGUAAUCUUGGGUGGUAUCUGUUUUGUCAUACCUUCCUGAAUAAUCCCCAGGGUGUACAGUAUAUAAUGGCAUGUGUGUGUGGUGCUAAAAUUCGACAGAAACAAAAUGGAAAAACCCUUAAUUCACAGUGUUAGAUGCAACUGGUCACAGUCCUGUAACAUUAUCCCCAGCGGCCAUGUCUGUCAGCUCAGCUGCCCGCUCCACCAGCACAGACUGACCUCUGGUGGCGUAUGAUGUGCUCUACAUGCUCAUUACUGUCUCUAUAUGAGUUUAAGAGACAGAUGUGGGUGCGUCUGUGUUUUUGACGGUAUUGUUGGGAUUUCCAAGUACCCUGGUAUACCAUAAUACCUUGAUGGCGCCCUAAGCCUACCUGGCUGUACUGAUGGAAUAUGGAAAUGUACAUUAUACUGAAUUUCUCAGGACAAACAUGGAGGAAGUUAACAGGCCCAGUUCUCUCCUCCAAUGAGGGAAAUAUAAAUGCUACUAUCAUGCACUCACCUGCUGCUUCAAGCCAGGGGCCGAUGAUGAUGAUGAUGAUGAUGAUGAUGAUGAUGUUUCCCAACAGUGCUUUGUAUCAUCAUAAACUGAUGAGCAGUAGUGGGUGUGUGCAUGACUGCAGGUUAGUGAUGUAGAAUUUGGCUGCAGGGAGAGAGGGCUACUAAUGAAGCUGAGACUUAUUUAAUACUGAAGAAGUGGCAACUGCUCACUGAUCUGUGGGUGAGCCUCAGAGCACUUGAAAUAAUUAGCAAAAUGUUUCUUUUCUUUUUUGAAGGGGAUAUUGUUCUUUUUGUUAAACUGAUCUAUUUUUACAGGAAUCCUUGAGUCACUAAAAUAUUUCUAUGUAACUAUUCAGGUAUUAAGAAUGAGAUGCUGCAAUUGUUUACAUGUGAGAUAUUGCACCUGUUUUUACUGAUUAAAAAUCUUUCAUCUUAUUGUCA